Molecule: messenger RNA, 4956 nt
Organism: Saccoglossus kowalevskii
Lineage: Eukaryota; Metazoa; Hemichordata; Enteropneusta; Harrimaniidae
Product: host cell factor 1-like
Biological process (GO): chromatin remodeling; regulation of DNA-templated transcription
Cellular component (GO): histone methyltransferase complex
Molecular function (GO): protein binding; transcription coactivator activity
Source: RefSeq, a predicted model, not a curated record
AUGGCGGCACCCAUAUUGAAAUGGAAGCGUGUGAGUAAUACCAGCGGUCCCUGCCCGCGUCCGAGGCAUGGACAUCGAGCUGUAGCAAUCAAAGACCUGAUGGUUGUCUUCGGAGGUGGUAACGAAGGAAUCGUCGACGAACUUCACGUUUAUAACACAGCAACCAAUCAAUGGUUUGUUCCAGCCGUGCGGGGAGAUAUCCCACCGGGAUGUGCUGCAUAUGGCUUUGUUUGUGAUGGAACCAGACUUUUAGUUUUUGGCGGAAUGGUAGAAUAUGGAAAAUACUCAAAUGAAUUAUAUGAAUUACAAGCCAGUCGAUGGGAAUGGAAACGGCUGAAACCAAAAGCACCAAAAAAUGGCCCUCUGCCGUGUCCGAGGCUUGGCCAUAGUUUUACCCUGAUUGCUCAAAAAGUUUAUUUAUUCGGUGGUUUGGCAAAUGACAGUGAAGAUCCAAAGAAUAACAUACCAAGGUACUUGAAUGAUUUGUAUGUAUUAGAUUUAAAACCAGGCUCGGGUGUUGUGGGAUGGGAAAUCCCAGACAUAAAUGGAGAUCCUCCUCCACCCAGAGAAUCCCACACGUCGUGCGGGUACAUCCAGAAAGACACAAAAGCACAGCGAUUGAUUGUAUAUGGCGGCAUGAGCGGGUGCAGGCUUGGUGAUUUGUGGCAGUUAGAUAUCAACACAAUGACGUGGAAUAAACCACUUGUUCACGGCAUACCCCCGUUACCGCGCAGUCUUCACUCUGCUACAAACAUCGGAUGCAGGAUGUUUGUGUUUGGCGGCUGGGUACCGCUAGUUAUGGAUGAUCAAAAAGUUGCUACUCACGAGAAAGAAUGGAAAUGUACAAAUACGCUAGCAUCUCUGAAUCUUGAAUCUAUGACCUGGGAGCCAUUGGCAAUGGAAGUGUUUGAAGAUGCAGUGCCGAGGGCUAGAGCAGGCCACUGUUCAGUGGCAGUAAAUACAAGGUUAUAUGUGUGGAGUGGUAGAGAUGGCUACAGGAAAGCAUGGAAUAAUCAGGUGUGUUGCAAAGAUUUAUGGUUUUUAGAAUCUGAGAAGCCACCAGCGCCCUCGCGUGUACAGCUUGUCAGAGCAAGUACCAAUACUUUAGAAGUUUGCUGGGGAGCUGUUCCCACAGUCAUUUUUGUAACUUUUUUGCCUGAUGCCUUUUUACUACAACUACAAAAAUAUGACAUGCCUCCAACUCCCACAACACCUACUGUACCAGGGGGAUUUGUGAGCCCACUCCGAACAACACAGCCACAGGCAGCCCCAGCAAAAUCACCUGUAACAGUCACACAAGUAAAGAUGCCAGUUGGUACUGCGACAACAGCCAUGUUUCAAAACACAAAAGCAGUAAAAGUACAAGCUCCGUUUGGAGUUGGCACAGGACAGAUACGGUUUGGUACUGGCGGUUUAACAACGAUAUCAGCUAAAUCAGGACUGGUUGGUAGUAACCAACAAGCUAUGAGUGGAAUAGCAGCAUUAGCCGCUGCUGCCGCGGCGACACAAAAAAUACCAGCAGGUGCACGAGUACAGUCUCCUGGCGCAGUAACUCAACUCAGAAGCCCUCUAUCAAUGGUCCCGACUGUUGUGAAGUCAAUCGGGGGUGCUGUUACUACCGUAUCCAGCAUUUUGACUCCGGGAAUGAAAUUCAACUCUCCUGUGACAGUGGUCAGUACACCAGCCAGUGCUAUGUUAAAGACGGUGGCUGCAGCAGCUACUUCCAAGCCAAUAAUUACAGUACAGAAAGCAGGAUCCAUAACAACCACACCUCAAACACAUUAUGUAUCCGGCGUAGUCGCGGGCACAACUAAGACGGUAACACUAGUGAAAACUACACUGCCGACAUCAGCGGUACCCAAAAUGACUGUUCUUCAAACCAAACCAGCUAUAACCACCCUGCAAAGCGGUGUCAAGUCUCUAACACCUGGAGGAAUACAGAUUGGCAAAACUCAAGUACCUCAAGCCACUAUUGUGAAACUGGUGUCAGCUUCGUCAUCCGGCGGCAGACAAGCGACCAUAAUUACCACAACACAAGCUGGUGUAACGAAAACACAAAAUGCAACAAUACUUGGCUUGAGCAGUAUUGCCCAGCAGUCUAAGUCAGGCACCUCUAUUGUAAGAACCAUUCCUUUAUCAUCUUCAGUUUCUAAACCAGGAUUUACUACUUUAAACACUGGUUCAGGCAAAGGCCCAACUUAUGUGACUGUUACUUCAAAAAUGUUGUCUAGUAUGACAGGUAACCCUACUAAAAUUAUCACCACAUCCAUGCCAAAACAAGUCAUCAUUGCCACCCAGGCUGGCACCACUACUACACGAGCAGGUACUGUUGUUGCAACAUCACCAAUUACAAUCAUUAAGACAAUUACAAGUCCUGCACAACAGGCAAGUGCAACACGGGCUACAAGCAUAGCCACAUCAUCACUGCCAAAGAGGCCUAUUGUUACUGUAGUCAGCAAUAAUAGUGCUGCCAGUUCAUUUACCGGGGCAGCAAAAGCUGCGGGAAUCACAGCAAUACCAGUGCAGAUGACUGUAGCGUCAGCCUCUGGCUCGCCCACUACUGUCACCCUUGCCUCGUCAUCGACUGUUGUAAGUGGAACCUCCGUUUUGGGCACAUCGUUGUUGAACAAGGCUACGGUUACUGUUUCGCCGGCAACACAGACGAGUGUGGUUUAUGCCAAAAGUCCUGUUACAACAUUAAUGGUAACUUCGACCGCCAGUUCAACAUCUUCACCCACACAGGGAAGGUUAAUGGUUACCAGUACGGUGCCAGCAGUUGCACCAGUUUCCACUGCACUGAAUACAGGAACAAUAAACACACAAGUUCAAGGUGUUUCUAUAUUACAGUCUUCAGGUGCAUCAAGUAGUACAUCAUCUUCUAUUGCUGUAUCUUUGCCACAAAACUCAGGAGAAGUGCAACCUGCAGCUCCUGCUGUUGUACCUGAUAAUGCACCAGCUAAUCCAGGGGAAGACCAGCCUGAUGGUGCAGGGAAUCAAAAUCCUCCUGGAAAUCCUCAUAAUCCAGGAAACCCAGGAAAUCCGCAUAACCCAGGAAAUCCAAAUAAUCCAGGGAAUCCGCAUAAUCCCAGCAAUCCAGGAAAUCCACAUAAUCCAGGAAACCCUCACAAUCCUGGUAAUCCAGGCAACUCAGGAAAUCCACAUAAUCCAGGAAACCCUGGAAAUCCACAUAAUCCAGGCAACCCCGGGAAUCCACAUAAUCCAGGCAACCCUGGAAAUCCACAUAAUCCAGGCAACCCUGGAAAUCCACAUAAUCCAGGCAAUCCCGGAAAUCCACAUAAUCCAGGCAACCCAGGAAAUCCACAUAAUCCAGGCAACCCCGGAAAUCCACAUAAUCCAGGCAACUCCGGAAAUCCGCAUAAUCCAGGCAACCCCGGAAAUCCACAUAAUCCAGGCAACCCCGGAAAUCCACAUAAUCCAGGCAACUCUGGAAAUCCGCAUAAUCCAGGCAACCCUGGAAAUCCACAUAAUCCAGGCAACCCCGGAAAUCCACAUAAUCCAGGCAACCCUGGAAAUCCACAUAAUCCAGGCAACCCAGAAAAUCCUUCAAAUCCAGGCAACCCCGGAAAUCCACAUAAUCCAGGAAAUCCACAUAAUCCAGGCAACCCAGGAAAUCCACAUAAUCCAGGCAACCCAGGAAAUCCUUCAAAUCCAGGAAAUCCACAUAAUCCAGGCAACCCAGAAAAUCCACAUAAUCCAAGCAAGCCAGAAAAUCUCUCAAAUCCUAGCAGUCAAGAUGUACCACCUGCAACAACAGCUGCUCAAGAUAGCACCUCUACAUGUGUUAGUGCAACUAUCAGUAACCCAACAACAGCUACUGCAAUCACACCAACCAGUACUAUACCUAUAUCUGCCACAUCAACUACGUCAGCCACACCGACUACAUUACCCAUGCUGACAACAUUAGCUGCACCUACUAAAUUAUCCACAGCAGUUAUGGAUGAUCAAGUCAUCACUCCAGAUAUGAGAGAUGCAUUUUCGGAAAAUCCGGUGACAACGAAGAUUAGUGUAAAACGAGAGGCUAACCAAUGGUACGAUGUUGGUAUUAUAAAGGGUACAUCAAACAUUGUAUCACAUUACCAUUUACCUUCAGAGGCUGGACAAAGGAAUGAUGAUGAUAUAGACGUAGUAAGUGUGCCUGACCACAGUGUGCUAAAGAGGCAGGAAUUACUUCCUGGAACAGCAUAUAAAUUCCGAGUUGCUGGUAUCAAUGCAUGUGGAAGGGGUUCAUUUAGCGAAGUGUCUGCUUUCAAGACGUGUCUGCCUGGAUUUCCAGGCGCUCCGUCUGCUAUCAGGAUUAGUAAGAGCACGGAAGGAGCACAUCUAUCAUGGGAGCCACCGACGAACACUGCCGGCAAAAUAUUGGAAUAUUCCGUCUAUCUUGCUGUACGGAAUGCAGCUGCCGCCGGUGGAGACCAGAAGCCAUUGACGCCUGCACAGUUAGCGUUUGUAAGAGUGUAUUGCGGGCCCAGUCCGUCAUGUACAGUUAGUACAGCCAAUCUAGCUACGGCACAUAUUGACUACACUAGCAAACCUGCCAUUAUAUUCAGGAUAGCAGCCAGGAACGACAAAGGGUAUGGUCCAGCCACUCAAGUAAGGUGGCUUCAAGAUUCCAGUAAAGACAGUACCAUGGCCAAUAAACAAGCUGCAGUCAAAAGACAGAUGUCUGCCCCAGAAACAAGUGCCAGCUCCAAGAAGCCGAAAGCCCCCACUGAUUCAAAUUAGAUGUGUAGUAUCAUGUGACAGUCACAUGUCUUUCAAGUUUUUCUAAUUUAUUCGGAGAUGCCACCUCAUCUGUGCUGAAGACUCCCAUUAAGAGUGGUUGGCUGACAAGUAAGCUUCUGUGUUAUUUUUAUGAUACAGGGGGAAAAAACGAAGAGAGGUUUUUGUAAAAAAAAUAGGUUAAUUUUCACUUGUAGUUUUAGAAUUUUGUUCAGA